AUGGGGAGGAUCAAAGCCAAUCAAUCGCAGGAAAGCCGGUACUCAAAGAAAAAGGAGAACGCUUUAAAUAAAGGGCGAGGGAAGAAAAAGCUCCUGAGAUACCUUCGAAACCUCGGAAGCCAUUUUCUUACCUGUAGGGGUUUCGGAUCACUCACCCAUGCUAGUAAGUGUGCUGAACGAUCUUUUGAGACUGAGCACAAACCUCCGGUUUUGAACGUGAGUGACUUCCACCACAUCAAGGCUCCGAUUAGCUCAAUACGAUUAACGUAUAUGCUAUAUUGGGCAAAUUCGGGUUUCCCUUAUUCAUUUAUCAUCGUCGACAAAACCUGUAACUCCGGCAGUAUGGACCUGCUUAGGAAAGGUCUACUUGUCGAUCUGGAUCGGCUUCUUGGACUCCAAGAAGGCAAGCAGCAUCCCUUUCUCGAUGAAGUUCUGCAUGAUUUGGGUGAGACCAGGAAUAACAGAUGUCGGAAUGCUUUGGGAGGAAGGGCACAACAUAGGUGGAUAUGGAUGGAAUCGAGAGGGAAUAAAAAGUCCGGUGUGUGCAUGUCGGGAACUGAGAGCGUGAACGCUCACAAGCUCCAACACACAGUGGAAGACUUCUCACCAUGUUGCGAUUCAUCAAGAUUCGCAACUUAUUGUAUUCUAAGUGUCCCAACAGCGCAUGCCAUAGAAAGGGUUUCAUUCUUCUGCCUUCGAUCUACAUAUGCUGAUUCGACUGACAUUACAUAUAUUGACUUGACUCGACUCUCUUUCCUAUUGACUUGA
Molecule: messenger RNA, 768 nt
Organism: Ilex paraguariensis (yerba mate)
Lineage: Eukaryota; Viridiplantae; Streptophyta; Magnoliopsida; Aquifoliales; Aquifoliaceae
Source: the annotation of a GenBank genome assembly